Molecule: messenger RNA, 424 nt
Organism: Halteromyces radiatus
Lineage: Eukaryota; Fungi; Mucoromycota; Mucoromycetes; Mucorales; Cunninghamellaceae
Exons: 4
Coding region: 18-368 (116 amino acids)
Source: RefSeq, a predicted model, not a curated record
UUUUUUUUUAAAUCAAAAUGACAAAUAAAAUAGCAAAUCAUAAUUAUUCCAAAAGAACAAUUCCUAAAGAUGGUUUUAAAACAUUUGAUUCUUUUUAUCCAUAUUAUUUAUCUGAACAUUGUAAUCAAACAAAUCGACGUUUACAUCUUAUUGGAACAUCCAUUUCAAAUAUAUUAAUAAUUUUAUCUAUACUUCGAAAAAGACCUAAUUUAAUUUUGAUUGGUAUUAUUCAAGGUUAUGUAUGGGCAUGGAUUGGUCAUUUUAUUUUUGAGAAAAAUAAACCUGCUACUUUCAAAUAUCCUUUCUAUUCUUUGAGAGGUGAUUUCAAAAUGUGGGCAGAGGUUGUUUCUGGAAAGCGUACUUUUUAAUUUUAUUUUUUUUUUUAAAUAAAAAAAAAAAAUAUCAUACUUUUUUUCUUUUUUUC